GGAGACGGGCGCUCUCAAUUUAUUCGUCUAAACUUGUCGCACAGAUUGUGACGUAUUCACUGAUAUCGAAAUAACAACCUAACCUUAUUUCUAGAAUUAAAAAAAACCUACUUAAAUGUCUGGGAAUUACGAGAAUAACCCGUCUGUGUUAAAUUUCGUAGAAUAUUUGCGAAUACCGAGCAUACAACCAAAUAUUAACUAUGAUGAAUCUGUUACAUUUCUUAAAAAGCAAGCCGACGAACUUUCUCUGUCCACAAAAAUAUAUGAAGUAGUAAAGGAAAAACCUAUUGUAGUAUUGACAUGGUUAGGACAAGAUCCAUCAUUGCCGUCUAUUUUGCUAAACUCCCACAUGGACGUGGUCCCGGUGUUUGAAAAUAGUUGGACAUAUCCACCAUUUAGUGCUCAUAUAGACCAAGACGGUAAGAUUUAUGCACGAGGAUCCCAAGAUAUGAAAUGUGUAGGAAUACAAUAUCUUGAAGCUAUACGGAAAUUAAAAGAAUCUGGGAUGCGCUUGAAAAGGACAUUGCAUGUAUCAUUCGUUCCAGAUGAGGAAAUCGGUGGUCACGAUGGCAUGGAAAAAUUUGUCCUAACCGAAGAUUUUAAAAAAUUAAACAUUGGUUUCGCACUGGAUGAAGGAAUGGCCAACCCAACUGAAGAAUUUAUUAUAUUCAACGGAGAACGAAGUAUUUGGCAAAUUCACGUGCAUUGUGCUGGACAGCCAGGGCACGGUUCCUUACUGAUACCUGAAACAGCUGGUGAAAAGUUGAGAUACAUAAUUGAUAAAUUUAUGGACCUAAGAGCGCAACAGAAGAAUAUACUGGACAGUGACCCUAACUUGACUAUUGGUGACGUAACUACAAUAAAUUUAACACAAAUAUAUGGAGGUGUGCAAUCUAAUGUUGUUCCAGAAAAGUUAACAGCAGUUUUCGACAUACGAUUGGCAGUAACCGUCGAUCAUACUCAAUUUGAAAAUAUGAUAAAACAAUGGUUCGAAGAAGCGGGACACGGCAUCACUUAUGAAUUUGAGCAAAGAAAUCCGUUUGUAGAAUGUACUAAAACAGAUGCUUCUAACCCUUAUUGGGUUGCAUUUAAAACUGCAGCCGAUGAAAUGGAAUUAAAAUUAGACUGCAGAAUUUUUCCAGGUGGAACUGACAGUCGCUAUAUAAGACGCGUGGGAAUUCCAGCAAUUGGUUUUUCUCCCAUGAACAAAACUCCGGUUUUGCUUCAUGAUCAUGAUGAAUUUCUGGAAGCUUCUAUAUUUUUAAAGGGCAUUGAUAUUUAUGUCAAACUUAUUUCAGCCAUAGGUAAUGUUUGACUUUGAGUAGGUACAUCAUAAAAUCAAUUAAGUAUUACUAAUAGAACGAGCAUUAAGUAUUUCUAAAUACAGAGAAAUACAGAGAAGCAUAAGAUUAUCUGUUGUAUCUACAACAUAUAAGUACCUACUUAUAACCGGAUUUGAUACAGUCAUUUGUGUGCAUUUUAUUUGAAAAUUUUAGUUAGCUAGUCUAACUAUUUAGUUAUCAAUCUGUUGUCUUACGUCUACUUUAAUAAGUAAGUGCCUUCAAUUUAAAUUAUAUGUUACCUAUACUAGUU
Molecule: messenger RNA, 1593 nt
Organism: Chilo suppressalis (striped riceborer)
Lineage: Eukaryota; Metazoa; Arthropoda; Insecta; Lepidoptera; Crambidae
Source: the annotation of a GenBank genome assembly